CCAGCACCCCCACCAGCACCCCCACCAGCAGCUCCACCAGCACCCCCACCAGCACCCCCACCAGCAGCUCCACCAGCAACUCCACCAGCACCCCCACCAGCAGCUCCACCAGCACCCCCACCAGCACCCCCACCAGCAGCUCCACCAGCAACUCCACCAGCACCCCCACCAGCACCCCCACCAGCAACUCCACCAGCACCCCCACCAGCACCCCCACCAGCAGCUCCACCAGCACCCCCACCAGCAGCUCCACCAGCACCCCCACCAGCACCCCCACCAGCAGCUCCACCAGCAACUCCACCAGCACCCCCACCAGCAACUCCACCAGCAGCUCCACCAGCAGCUCCACCAGCAACUCCACCAGCACCCCCACCAGCAACUCCACCAGCAACUCCACCAGCACCCCCACAAGCACCCCCAUCAGCAACUCCACCAGCACCCCCACCAGCAGCUCCACCAGCAACUCCACCAGCACCCCCACCAGCACCCCCACCAGCAGCUCCACCAGCAGCUCCACCAGCACCCCCACAAGCACCCCCAUCAGCAACUCCACCAGCACCCCCACCAGCACCCCCAUCAGCAACUCCACCAGCACCCCCACCAGCAGCUCCACCAGCAACUCCACCAGCACCCCCACCAGCAGCUCCACCAGCAACUCCACCAGCACCCCCACCAGCAGCUCCACCAGCAGCUCCACCAGCAACUCCACCAGCACCCCCACCAGCACCCCCAUCAGCAACUCCACCAGCACCCCCACCAGCAGCUCCACCAGCAACUCCACCAGCACCCCCACCAGCAGCUCCACCAGCAACUCCACCAGCACCCCCACCAGCAGCUCCACCAGCAGCUCCACCAGCAACUCCACCAGCACCCCCACCAGCAGCUCCACCAGCAACUCCACCACUACCCCCACCAGCACCCCCAUCAGCAACUCCACCAGCACCCCCACCAGCAGCUCCACCAGCAACUCCACCAGCACCCCCACCAGCAGCUCCACCAGCACCCCCACCAGCACCCCCACCAGCAGCUCCACCAGCAACUCCACCAGCACCCCCACCAGCAGCUCCACCAGCAGCUCCACCAGCAACUCCACCAGCACCCCCACCAGCAACUCCACCAGCACCCCCACCAGCAGCUCCACCAUCAAUUCCACCAGCACCCCCACCAGCAGCUCCACCAGCACCCCCACCAGCACCCCCAACAGCAGCUCCACCAGCAACUCCACCAGCACCCCCACCAGCAGCUCCACCAGCAACUCCACCAGCACCCCCACCAGCAGCUCCACCAGCACCCCCACCAGCACCCCCACCAGCAGCUCCACCAGCAACUCCACCAGCACCCCCACAAGCACCCCCAUCAGCAACUCCACCAGCACCCCCACCAGCAGCUCCACCAGCAACUCCACCAGCACCCCCACCAGCAGCUCCACCAGUACCCCCACCAUCAAUUACUACCACAACCCCACCAGCAGCUCCACCAGCACCUCCACCAGCACCCCCCUCAGCACCCCCACCAGCACCCACACAAGCAGCUCCACCAGCACCCUCACCAGCACCCCCACAAGCACCCCCAUCAGCAACUCCACCAGCACCCCCAACAGCAGCUCCACCAGCAACUCCACCAGCAACUCCACCAGCACCCCCACCAGCACCCCCACCAGCAGCUCCACCAGCACCCCCACCAGCACCCCCACCAGCAGCUCCACCAGCACCCCCACCAGCAGCUCCACCAGCAACUCCACCAGCACCCCCACCAGCACCCCCACCAGCACCCCCACCAGCACCCCCACCAGCAGCUCCACCAGCACCCCCACCAGCACCCCCAACAGCAGCUCCACCAGCAACUCCACCAGCAACUCCACCAGCACCCCCACCAGCACCCCCACCAGCAGCUCCACCAGCACCCCCACCAGCAGCUCCACCAGCAACUCCACCAGCACCCCCACCAGCAGCUCCACCAGCACCCCCACCAGCACCCCCACCAGCAGCUCCACCAGCACCCCCACCAGCACCCCCACCAGCAGCUCCACCAGCACCCCCACCAGCAGCUCCACCAGCAGCUCCACCAGCACCCCCACCAGCACCCCCACCAGCAGCUCCACCAGCAACUCCACCAGCACCCCCACCAGCACCCCCACCAGCAACUCCACCAGCACCCCCACCAGCACCCCCACCAGCACCCCCACCAGCACCCCCACCAGCAGCUCCACCAGCACCCCCACCAGCACCCCCACCAGCAGCUCCACCAACAACUCCACCAGCACCCCCACCAGCAGCUCCACCAGCAACUCCACCAGCACCCCCACCAGCAACUCCACCAGCAACUCCACCAGCACCCCCACAAGCACCCCCAUCAGCAACUCCACCAGCACCCCCACCAGCAGCUCCACCAGCAACUCCACCAGCACCCCCACCAGCACCCCCACCAGCAGCUCCACCAGCAGCUCCACCAGCACCCCCACAAGCACCCCCACCAGCAGCUCCACCAGCAGCUCCACCAGCACCCCCACAAGCACCCCCAUCAGCAACUCCACCAGCACCCCCACCAGCACCCCCAUCAGCAACUCCACCAGCACCCCCACCAGCAGCUCCACCAGCAACUCCACCAGCACCCCCACCAGCAGCUCCACCAGCAACUCCACCAGCACCCCCACCAGCAGCUCCACCAGCAGCUCCACCAGCAACUCCACCAGCACCCCCACCAGCAGCU
Cololabis saira (Pacific saury) is the source of this 2709-nucleotide messenger RNA. Its product is annotated as basic proline-rich protein-like. The transcript has 3 exons. The annotation marks the transcript as partial. NCBI's taxonomy places the organism in Eukaryota, Metazoa, Chordata, Actinopteri, Beloniformes, Belonidae. The record is from RefSeq and is a predicted model, not a curated record.